Messenger RNA from Choloepus didactylus (southern two-toed sloth), 768 nucleotides. RefSeq names its product proline-rich protein 23B-like. NCBI's taxonomy places the organism in Eukaryota, Metazoa, Chordata, Mammalia, Pilosa, Megalonychidae. Bases 1 to 768 code for a protein of 255 amino acids. The record is from RefSeq and is a predicted model, not a curated record. The transcript has a single exon.
AUGAUAGGCAGCAGGCCUCGCAGCCCUAGCCCUGCGCCCUGGUGGGGACCGCAGCCAGCAGAACCCGGGCCUGCCAAGCGCCGCCGACUGGAAGAGCCCGCGGACCCCAAGCCCGAGGCGACACCCGUCCUGGAAGAGCCCGCGGGGCCCCGGGCCGCGGACGCGCUCACCUCCGUGGUGGUGCUGGCGGCGGGCUGUGUCCUGCAAGUGCCCCUGGGCGACGCCGAGCUGAUGCUGGCGCCUGAGCCGACGUCGGUCCUGCAAGUAUCUCUCGGAAAUCACACCCUCAUCCUGGUCCCCGAGGCCCUCCUGGGCUCCGUGGAUGAGCGGUCCGGAGGAGAGGACUACACGCCCGCUGGCCUUGAACCUGGUUCUUUGCUGGACACUCCGGAGCAAGACGUCGUGGUGGAGCAGGGAUUCUUCUGCGCAUCCGCCGACGAGACCGACGAGGAAGACGUGGAACUAGAGUACCUGGAGCCCUGGGUGGACCCUCCAGGCUCAGUCGCUGGGCUCCUCGGCUCCUCUAGAAGGGUCCUCAGCUCCUGCUCUCAGGGCCUCAUUCCAGAGCCUUGUCCUUGGGCGCCCGCUCCAAGUCCAGAGAGACGCUCUCCUGAUCCCUACUUCAACCUGGACGUCCACCUUCUGAGGCCCUUCCCCAACUCACCACUCCAACCUUUGCCUCCCUCUCCUAGUCCAGGCCCCCACGAGCGCCCUCAGCGCUCUCCCCGCCCUCCGUGCAAGGCCCGGAGACGCCUGUUUCAGGAAUGA